CUUGACACCAACAUAAAAUAACAACUAUGACAGUGGAAUGCAGAUUACUUGGGUGACCCACAAACAAAUGACUGACAAUCGAGAUGAGGCUAAUCAGGGUGACCCCAGGACUCUGGAGUGCUGUGUCAGGCGCUCCCUGGGAAUACGGACAUACUGUAGAUGUCUAAACUGAACAACAACAACAACAACAAGAAAAUUGAAAACUG
Molecule: messenger RNA, 206 nt
Organism: Geodia barretti
Lineage: Eukaryota; Metazoa; Porifera; Demospongiae; Tetractinellida; Geodiidae
Source: the annotation of a GenBank genome assembly